AUGUCUCGUGCAUGUACUUCAAAUGAAAUUUGGUGGGCAAGGAUUUUGGAUAAGAUUGAUGAAACUGUACAUAAUUAUCCAAAAUUACCAAAAAAGCCAUUAGCAGUAUGCAGUUUGCCAUUCCAAAUUGGCUCGAAUAUAACGAUCAAAAAUUAUAACACUUUUCUUAACAACUAUGGUUCAGAGGGAUAUAAAUUCUAUUUCGAGUUAAAUGCUGACAAUAAAACUGGUAGCAUAUAUAUAAUUGGUAUGGCAACAAAAGUACAUGAGGUUGUUGUUAAUCUGCUUCAAAAUUUUUUCAAAGUUCCUAACAGAGGAGUUAUUUACAACCCUCCUAUAGUAGUAACAGGACAACCUCGUGGGGUUGAAAUAGCUCCUGAUGUUGCCGUAUAUCCAAACACAGCACUUGUUCCAAGACCU
This is a messenger RNA of Entrophospora candida, 420 nucleotides long. The record is from the annotation of a GenBank genome assembly. Lineage: Eukaryota; Fungi; Glomeromycota; Glomeromycetes; Entrophosporales; Entrophosporaceae.